AUGGUGACGUACUUCUUGACAGAUCCGAAGCUGGGGAAGAGGAAUAACGUCGGAAGGGAAGGAAAAGGGGCGGCGAUAACCGAAGAACACGGCGACACUUUCACACAAAGAGUUGCAGCCAAAAACAACAUGAUAAGGUGUGCUGAGAGGGAGAGACAAGCUCUUCUGGAUUUCAAGCAUGGCCUUGUGGAUGACUAUGGCGUUCUCUCUUCUUGGGGGAGAGAUGUUCAUCAAAGAGAAUGCUGCGCUUGGUCGGGCGUUCACUGCCACAACAAUACUGGCCAUGUAACAAUGCUUGAUAUUCAUGACCCCAUAUAUGAUUAUGGCUUCCCAACUCAACAAUUUCAGGAUAAUUUUAGCCAAUUCCCAAGUCACCCAUAUCUGAAAGGUUACAAGGUUAGCCCAUCUCUACUUGAAUUAGAGCAUUUGAAAUAUGUGGACCUUAGUCACAUUGAUUUUCAAGGGAUUCGUUUCCCCGAUUUUUUUAGUUCCUUUAAGAGAUCCCUUUAUCUCUAUGCUAUUGACAUUGAUGCACCACCAACCAAUGUCAGUCUCUCUCCUUUCCUUGAGAAAUUACGGUUGCCAAGUUGUGAACUUCAUGGAACUUUGCCUUUCUUGCUAAAUUCUUCUCCAUUUCUUUCCGUUGUUGAUUUUUCCUAUAACAGUCUCACUCUUCCUAUAUUCCAUUUGUUGCACAAUGCUAGCAAACAAUUCACUAGCAUCGACCUAUCACACAACAACUUUGUGGGCCUCAUUCCCGACACAUUUGGAGACAUGUCCAUUCUUGAGAAUCUUUAUCUGGGUGAUAAUUCGUUCACGGGUGAAACUCCCAAAUCCUUUGAGAAUUUGACUCAUCUACAAAUUCUUUCUUUGGGUGGUAAUCAUUUGAAGGAAUCAAUUGUUGAGCUUUCAAAAAAGUUAUCUAAAAGUACAAGGGAGUCGUCUCUUCAAACUUUGGACUUGUCUGAUAAUAGACUAUUUGGUGAACUCCCAAAAGAUAUUGGUACUAGAUUCCCUUCCUUAAGAGAACUAGGCCUAAGGGGAAAUCAACUUCAAGGGGUCCUACCAGAAAGCAUAGGGAAGCUAUCAAUGCUUGAACAACUGGAUGUCUCAUCAAACUCAUUGCAAGGAAUUGUAAGUGAAGCCCAUUUUUUGAACCUUGCCAACCUUCAAGUGUUGAGUUUAUCCUUUAAUCUAGCCCUAUCUUUCAACUUGAGUCAUAAUUGGGUUCCUCCUUUUCAAAUUCUUUUUCUAUUAUUGGCAAACUGUAAAGUGGGACCUCAAUUUCCAAAAUGGUUGCAAACUCAGACUAAAAUAUUGCAUCUUGAUAUUUCUUAUGGAAAUAUUUCAGAUACAAUACCGGAAUGGUUUUGGAAUUCUGCAUUGAAUUUUGGGUACAUGAACUUGUCCUAUAAUAACAUUGGUGGGAGGUUGUCUGAUUUAUCCACCAACUCCAACUCCUUUCUUGAAAUUGAUUUGAGCUAUAAUCAUUUUUGGGGUCCAAUACCAUUAUUUCCUCCUGAGUUUAUGACAAUUUAUCUCUCAAAUAAUAAGUUUGCUGGUCCAAUUUCAUCAUUGUGCUCAACUAUUAGCUCAAACACUUUUUUUAUUGACCUUUCUUAUAACCAGCUCUUUGGUGAGAUUCCUGAUUGUUGGAAUAAAUCUAGACAUCUUUCCCAUCUUGACUUAGGAAACAAUAAUUUCUUAGGGAGGGUUCCACACUCUUUAGGCUCCCUAUCUUUGCUUCGAUCGUUGCACUUGAGAAACAACCACCUUACUGGGGAAUUGCCUUCCUCAUUGCAAAAUUGCACAUCAUUGUUAGUUAUGGAUCUUGGAGGCAAUGAGUUUACGGAGAGAAUUCCAUCAUGGAUUGGGGGAUCUUUAAGGGAUUUGGCCAUUCUUAGCCUUCGACAUAACAAGUUCUAUGGAGACAUACCUUCAUCUAUUUGUCUUCUCAAUCGAAUCCAAAUCUUGGAUCUUUCCGUUAAUGAGUUGACGGGGAAAAUUCCACAGUGCUUCAACAACUUCACUCAUAUGAUGCAAGAUAAACAUUCCAGAAAGCUUCAAAUGUUGUUUCCAGAACCCUUACUUAUUUCUGCUUCGACCUCUCUAGACAAUAUAUUGAUUCAAUGGAAAAACAAAGAGUGGGAAUAUAGGAAACAAGUGGUCCUCCUAAAAAGCAUUGAUCUUUCAAGCAAUCAGUUGGUUGGAGAUAUUCCCGAGCAAUUUUCUUCCCUCAAUGGAUUACUUUCCUUGAACCUUUCAAGUAACCAUUUGACUGGAAAAAUCUUUUCGACAAUCUAUCAAAUGGAGAAUUUAGAGGUCCUUGAUCUAUCUAAGAAUCAACUCUUUGGUGCAAUUCCAAUCGGUCUUGCUAGUUUGAAUUAUCUUGCUGUUCUUGACUUGUCCAACAACUCUUUAUCUGGCAAAAUUCCAACCGGCACUCAAUUACAAAGUUUCAAUGCUUCUUUCUAUGCCGGAAAUAGCGGGUUGUGCGGGGACCCACUUCCCAAAUGUUCGCCAGAUGCUCCUCCACAAAACAACAACAACUACAAUGACUAUGAAGAAGGUGAUGAUUUUCUAGAUCGGGGAUUUUAUAUAUCCAUGGUGCUUGGAUUCUCUCUAAGCUUUUGGGGAUUUGUGGUCACUUUAAUUCUCAAAGACUCAUGGAGAUUAACUUACUAUGAAUUCUUAAAUGAUGUCAAAGAUUGGCUCUACGUGAAAAUCAGAAUUUAUUUGGCAAGACUACAACGAAAGCUUAGGCGCACAUGAUGAUUUGAUGAAUGAAUGAAUGGUAGGAGCUGAGGUUGACAUAGAUGGAUUCUGUGGAUUAUUGCAACACCAAAUUGAAGGAUUUUGAUGGAGUUCUUAGCUUGGUUAUUAUUUGUGUGUUUCAUUCACUAGUUUUAGAAAGAAAAGUCUGUAUUUGUUUCUCUUUUUUUUCAUCAGCUUAUCUUUUCAAUUAAUUAUUGUUA
Molecule: messenger RNA, 2975 nt
Organism: Ipomoea triloba (trilobed morning glory)
Lineage: Eukaryota; Viridiplantae; Streptophyta; Magnoliopsida; Solanales; Convolvulaceae
Product: receptor-like protein EIX2
Exons: 5
Coding region: 1-2772 (923 amino acids)
Molecular function (GO): protein binding
Source: RefSeq, a predicted model, not a curated record